AUGACUGUUGAGCAGAAAAUUGAUGAGAAUAACGAUCAGUUUCCAGUGGGUAUUCGAGUUCUGGCCGUAGACGAUAACCCAAUUUGCCUCGCGCUGUUGGAGACUUUGCUUCGUAAAUGCCAAUACCAUGUUACAACCACCAGUCAACCGAUUAUGGCGCUCAAAAUGUUGCAACAAAGAAAGAAUGAUUUUGAUUUAGUUAUCAGUGAUGUUGAUAUGCCAGACAUAGAUGGUUUUAAGCUACUGGAGCUUGUGGGGCUUGAGAUGGAUUUGCCUUUCAUAAUGUUAUCUGGCCAUGGCAAUACCGAGUUUGUGAUGAAGGGAAUUAUGCAUGGAGCUUGUGAUUAUUUGCUGAAACCAGUCCGGAUAGAGGAGCUAAAGCUCAUCUGGAAACAUAUCGUUUGGAGGAAGAAGAUUGAUUUUAAGGACCGUAUAACUUUUAACAAGCCUCAAUGUGAGUCUGGUAAAGUAGGAGAAGGAUUCCCUGGAACCAGGAAUGUUGAUCAGAAUGAAAAGCUUAAUAGGAAAAGGAAGGACCAGAGUGUUGAUGAGAAUGAAGACCGUGAUGAGGAUCCACCAAGUCAGAAGAAACCUCGAGUUGUUUGGUCUGAGGAGCUGCGUCACAAAUUUGUUGCAGCUGUAAAUCAGUUGGGGGGCAUUGACAGUAAGUUCUUCCCUGACCAUACGCCCAGAGUUUGCGCAUUUUUUUAG
Molecule: messenger RNA, 711 nt
Organism: Ilex paraguariensis (yerba mate)
Lineage: Eukaryota; Viridiplantae; Streptophyta; Magnoliopsida; Aquifoliales; Aquifoliaceae
Source: the annotation of a GenBank genome assembly